AUGCCGGGUGUACCACUUCGACUACGAGUACCACAGAAACCACUACCACAACAUCGACCACAACAACGUCCAGCACUAGUUCUACAUCAACCACAACUAGCAGCUCUACUUCAAGCACCACCAGCAGCUCUACUUCAACCACCACUAGCACCUCUACUUCAACCACCACUAGCAGCUCUACUUCAACCACCACUAGCAGCUCUACUUCAACCACUACCAGCAGCUCUACUUCAACCACCAGCACCUCGUCGGAAACAACUACAACGUCAUCAACUAGCACUAGUUCAACAACCAGCACUACAUCCGAGACAACGACUACAACAUCCACAACAAGCACAACAUCGGAGACAACCACAACAACUACUAGUACAACAACCGAGACAACAACAACAACAUCCACCUCUACUAGUACUUCCAGUUCCAGUACUACAUCGGAAACAACUACAACCACAUCAACCAGUACCACCUCAACAAGUAGUACAACUUCAGAAACAACAACAACAACAUCCACCUCUACUAGUACUUCCAGUUCCAGUACUACAUCGGAAACAAGUACAACUACAUCAACCAGUACCAGCUCAACAAGUAGUACAACUUCAGAAACAACAACAACAACAUCCAGUACAACAUCAGAGACAACAACAACGACAUCAUCUAGCACUAGUACAUCUACGAGCACAACAUCUGAGACAACAACAACGACAUCCAGCAGUACUACUUCAACAAGCACUAGUACUACAUCGGUGA
Molecule: messenger RNA, 747 nt
Organism: Rotaria sp. Silwood1
Lineage: Eukaryota; Metazoa; Rotifera; Eurotatoria; Philodinida; Philodinidae
Source: the annotation of a GenBank genome assembly